AUGUCUGCAGACGGCGAAGGCAGACAGCCGAGCCGACAUGUGAAGCUUCUUUCGCUCGACAAGCGAUGCCAGACGAGUGCCGCACCCCCUGCAGCGAAGACGCCCGAGGAAAGAAGCCGCUUUUUCCCUCCCAGAGGGCGCUCCGGAAGCACGCGACUUUCCGACUACUGUUACAGAAAAAGGCCAUCAAGGAGAUCCCUAGGCCAGUGGAUAUUGGCAGGCGUGUGGCUAUGUGUGAGCGGCGGCUAUAUAUGGGCACAUGCUCAGACAGAAGACAGUAAUCCACGCAGAGAGGCCUCCACUGACUGUUCUCUAAUGGACUCGCGCUGCCUGCUAAACUACACUGUCGAUUCCCCUGAUUUCUUUUACCAUCGACGGCAUCAGGCGUUGGCGGCUCCAACGAUCGCCCCUGCCCUCCUCCUGCAGGAGGAGCAGCAGCCUGGUGUCUCGCUGCGAGGAGAAGGAGAAGAAGCGAACGGAGGCGUCAACGAUGAAGUGGUGCUCACGGAGUCGGACGUUUUCCACUUUGCCGUGCGCCGACUGCAAAGCAUGGGCGCAGGGGGCAGCAGCAGCGGGGGGGGCGGACUGUUUUCACCGCCUCGUCAAGGCGAGGGGGGAGGCGGGGGGAGCAGACGAAGGCACCAGCAGACGCAACAGCUGACUCUGGAUCUAGGAGAUCCGCUGGAUCCCGCAGCCGCCCGUCCCGCCCGCCCCCUUUUGGAAAGCAACGGUCUCAUCUGCGAGGACGACGAGCGCGUGGAAGACUUCGGAGUCAAGUGCCGACUGAUCGCACGUUCUCUAGGAGGCCGUCUGGGGUGUGAAAAGCGACUCAUCGACAUCUCCCCCGACGGAAGACUGCCCGCAAACAUCCCCGCAUUCAGUCGCGUGGCAGACGCUUGUCCAAUGACUUGUGGGCUCUGCGAAGAGUGCGCUCCAGGCUGUGCCUUGUGGUUCCUCGGCAACACCUUGUGCGACGCUGUGUGCAACAACGCCGCUUGCCAGUUCGACGGGGGAGACUGCUGGAGUGCAGACUGCGUAGUAGGACCUUGGACGGAGUGGUCUGCAUGCAGCGUCACCUGUGGAGGGCCGGGGACGGAGCGCAGACGCAGAGAAGUCAAAAGCAGAGCCAAACAAGGAGGCACACCCUGUCCAAAACUCGAGGAGACGCGUCAGGGGUGCAAUUCCAACGUGCCUUGCCCAACACACUGCCAAGUCAGCGAAUGGGGAGAGUGGACGAGCUGCUCUCAGAGCUGUGGGCUUGGCGUUAGCGUGAGAGAGCGCCACAUUCUCAAAGAACCGGAUGAAGAAGGCGAGAAUUGCCCCACCCUGCGGCAAGAGCGACACUGCUUCCUGACUGCCUGCGCUGCGGACUGUCUCGUGAGCGACUGGAGUGUCUGGUCGCCUUGCGGAGCUUCUUGUGGAGGGGGUCAGCAGUCGCGACAGCGGCGUGUGCUUUCUCCUCCUAUUGCCACCGGCUCCGCCUGCCCCACACUGCUCGAGUCGAGGGCAUGCAACACCUUUUCGUGCGAUGGGGGGUGUGAGCUUGGAGAGUGGGGAGAGUGGACUGCAUGCAGCAAAGCGUGCGAGGGAGGCACAAAGACGAGGGCAAGAGCAGUCAAGGCUCUCGAAGCAGACGCAGACUGCCCCCCCAGCACGCAGACAGCGCCUUGCAACUUGCAUGACUGCGCCGUAGACUGCCUCGCCUCUGAGUGGAGCGCGUGGAGCGCAUGCAGCACAAGCUGUGGGGUCGGAGUGCAGAGAAGACUGCGCGAGGUUCUAAAGGAACCCAAAGGAGCAGGCAACCCCUGUCCCCUGCUCGAUCAGCUCAAGCCGUGCGAGCAAGGCGCUUGCCCAGUCAACUGUAUGCUCAGCGAAUGGUCCCUUUGGAGCGAAUGCUCGCAUCCUUGUGGUCUCGGAGAGCAACGGCGAACGCGCCAAGUCUUGGAGGCGCCUACUUCCGGAGGACGGAAUUGCAGUAAUCUCGAAGAAUUGCGCGCAUGCGGCGGAAAGUGCUCUCCGAAAUGCAUCCUUGGUGACUGGACAGACUGGACUCCUUGUGGUCCCCUCUGCCAGCAGGCUGGCGGCACGUCGAACCCCACAACUACGCGCAGCCGAGUGGUCUUAUUGGAGGCUCCAGACUGUCCUAAUCCUUCGAGUCUCACCGAGUUUCAGCUCUGCUCAGCUCUUGGAUUUCGCUGCGAUGUAGACUGCCAGGUGGGACCGUGGUCACAAUGGUCUGCAUGCAGCAAACCAUGCGGGGGAGGCAGCCGUAGGCGAACAAGGGAAAUAGUCAGAGUGCCUCAAGGCAACGGCAAGGCUUGUGGCGAGCUUGCCGAGGAAGUCGCUUGCGCAACGACUCCCUGCGAGACGCUUGAGGGGCAGACAGUCUUAGACUGUCUGUGGGGAGAGUGGUCAGAGUUUGGAGCUUGCGACACAACAUGUGGGCACGGAAGGAGACACUCUUCACGCGUCGUGCUUGCCUUUCCAAAAGACGCGAAUGGAAGAAUUCUUCAGCAUCUCUGCUCCGAUUCGGAGCGAUUUGAAGCCUGUCAAGGACCCCCCUGCCCGGUGGACUGUCAAGUCACAGCGUGGGGAGCUUGGAGCAGCUGUACAGCCACUUGCGGGGGAGGAGAGCAGCAACGUCAGAGAUCGAUCGUUCGUCAGCCCAGAGAUGGCGGCUUGGCAUGCCCUUCACUCGUCGAGACGCAGAUCUGCGGCUCCUACCCUUGCCCAACGGAUUGCUCUAUGUCUCAGUGGAGCGACUGGACACCCUGUUCUGCCCUUUGUGGCGAGGGAACGAUGCUUCGAACGCGUCGCAUUGUGACUGCUGCAUCCACCGACCCCCCUGGGCUUGCAUGCGGUCCAGUGCAGGAGGAGACGUCUUGUUAUUCCUCCGCAGGUCCGUGUGCUUCUGACUGCGUGCUGGGUAGCUGGACUGAGUGGAGUGCGUGCUCUGCGCUGUGUGGCGGAGGCACGCGGGAGCGUUUUCGCGGGGUCCAAGCCUUCGAAGUGGGGGGUGGCAUGCCUUGUGCGGGCAGUCGACAGGAGAGUGAGGCUUGCAAUCUGCAUGCAUGCGCCUUCGGCUGUUCUGUGAGCGAGUGGAGUGAGUGGACGGACUGCUCCUCUCCGUGCGCUCCUCCAGACGGGAGCUCAGCCACUCGCAGUCGCUACAGAGAAAUCCUGCGAGAGCCUUCUCCCGCGGAGCGUCUCUCCUGUCCUCCCCUGGAAGAAACGCAGAAGGGCUGCAACGCCAACGUCCCUUGCCCGGUGGACUGUACGUACACCCCGUGGACCGACUGGGGGGAGUGUCGCGGAGACUGCGAGGUCGGGAAACUGCUGCGCACUCGUCGCAUUCUCUCGGAAGCACGGUUCGGAGGAGCUGCGUGCGAAGAGACUGAGCAGACGGCAGACUGCGCUAUCGAGAAGGCGUGUGUCAACGACUGCAUUCUCGGCAGCUGGGCUGAGUGGAGUUCUUGCAGCGCUACUUGUGGAGGCGGCUACAGACAGAGAAUUCGAGAGGUUGUGGAGAUCCCCACGAAUGGAGGGGCUGCAUGCGACUCUCUGGAGGAGUACGAGACGUGUGCGGAGUUUAGUUGUUUUGGGUCCGACUGCAAAGUUUCGGAGUGGAGUGAGUGGGGAGAGUGCUCGAAGGAGUGCGGGGGAGGCAUUCACGCUCGAGAGCGGCAAGUGCUCUCCCCCCGCAUUGGGCAUGGAGCAGACUGUCCAGCGUUGUCGCAGCGGAGGGGGUGCGCUCUCCAUCGCUGCUCAGGAGCACCCUGCGAAGACAGCCCAGACGUUCCCCUCCUGACGGGAGUGGAGUGCAAAGUGCUGCUAGCCAUGGGCUGCCACAGGCGUCUGCAGGAGCUGGCGGAGGAGAACAAUCAGAUUUUUCCGGAGGAUCUCCCUCCAGAAGUUCGCGUCAGUGAUGCAUGCCCAAGAACCUGUGGCGUCUGUGCGGAGUGCGCUCCCGGCUGCCAGCUGAGAGAUCUCGGGAACAGACACUGCGAUGAAGCCUGCAACAACGAGGCUUGCCAGAAGGAUCUUGGAGACUGCGGAGGAGACUGUGCGCUCGGGCAGCUGCCUCCGGGAGUUCGAGUGGAGCCUGCGACUUCGAUGAUGACGGAGGGUCAGACGCUGAUUGCAAGCUGCGCGGACGGGGAGACGCGCUUCUCGCCUUUCUCUGCGCUGCGGCAGUUGGCGGUGACUUGCGCAGGCAAAGGCGAGUUCAGCCUGGAGCCUCCCGACCUCGUCUUGCAGCGCGACGAGGAAGCGGCUCUGCUUCUUCCUGGCUGCGCCUUGGAUCCCUGUCCCUUCGUGUUCGUCAGUGGCUUUGCGAGAGAAGCGGCCUCCUUCAACGGCGUCUUCCUCAGAGCGGAUCCUCACGGAAGCCUCCCACGCUUCGUGCAAGACAGUCUAGGCAGCGGCAGCGACAGCAAGCCUCACUACUUGUGGGCGCAAGAGCUGCCGCAACUGAGCAGCAGCAGCGGAUCCAGUGGCAAGAGCGACGGCAGUCUCACUCGGCGACUCGUCUGGCGAAUAACGCAGGCAGAUCCCAACACUGCAGCGGCGAACACGGGCCUUACUGCAGCCGCAACAGGCGGUGCAUGCGCAGCCGAAGUCGCGCGCGUAGACGCAGCAGUGGGGUGUACAGACAGCUGGGAGGUGGGCGUUGCGGGGACAGAGGGCCCCCGCAGCACGCAGCAAGCCGUUUUCAAGUGCAUCGACGAAGACGCCAAAAGCGAACUAGAACAGAAAGAGCUGCUCGCGCAAGGAGAGGAGCAAACCCUCCCUCAAGCUCCUCCCGUCACGCUGGUAGCCGGCAUCGAGAUGGUAUGCGAGGACCAACAGGAGGUGCAAGAAAAGUCGGGAAAGACAUGCGAAGCUCUCAAAAAGAUGCUCAAAUGCGACUUCCUGCUAGCCGACGCAGGAGUAGAGCUCCCCACCUUCUUACCGCACGAUGCGACUCUCGCCCUCGCCUGUCCACUGACGUGUGGUCUCUGCAAACAGUGCUCCCGAGGGUGCCCCUUGUGGUUCCUCGGAAAUCGCCACUGCGACAAGGCAUGCAACGUCGACGCGUGUCAGUUCGAUAGAGGAGACUGCGAAGUCGAAGGCCAGAACGUCGCGACGCAGACAAGAAGCGGCGGAGAGACGGAUCAGGAGGAUUCCGCAAGGGGGGGGAAGCCCCACAGUACCAGCAAGCCGCUGCAGCACCGCGAGGCAGACGCUGCUGCCGAGGCUAGCGAGGAUCCCGCAACGGCAUGCGAAGACGAUCCUCAGGUUCAGGCUAUGGGGUUCACGUGCAAAGUUCUCUAUUCUGUCGCUGGAGGCACUCCCGAAGGCUGCAACAGCCGCUUGCUAGAUCUCCGUCCAGAUGAGGCCCUUCCUCCAGGUGUACCACCAGUAACAAGAGUCAAAGACGCCUGUCCAAAGACUUGCAAAGCCUGCAACG
Cyclospora cayetanensis is the source of this 5449-nucleotide messenger RNA. RefSeq names its product SCO-spondin. The transcript has 8 exons. The record is from RefSeq and is a predicted model, not a curated record. NCBI's taxonomy places the organism in Eukaryota, Apicomplexa, Conoidasida, Eucoccidiorida, Eimeriidae. The annotation marks the transcript as partial.